AUGGCCGAUCAAGAGCAGUACGCCGACGAGACUUCCCCUCUUCUCGGUAACGGCGAUGGCCAGCCAUCCUGUCGCACAGAAUAUGUCGAAUGGCUCUUGGAAAUGUGGUUUCUGGCAAGGGCAUCGGUACCAGUCAUCCUCGCCUACAUGCUGCAAAACAGCCUGCAGACCGUGUCGGUACUGGUCGUGGGUCGCCUAUCGUCCGAGGCCCUAGCUGUCGCCGCCUUCUCGUACAUGUUUGCUAUGGCGACGGCGUGGCUCAUCGCCCUCGGCGGAACCAGUGCCCUCGACACGCUCGCAUCGAGCAGCUACACAGCAUCUAAAAACAAGAGCAGUCUUGGCAUCAUCCUGCAGCGCGGCAUCAUUGUUCUGACAGCAUUCUACGCCGUCGUAGUCGUCAUCUGGGCAUUCUCGGAGAACCUGUUCCGCGCUCUAGGUCAGCCCGAGUCGAUUUGCGUCCAGAGCUCAAAGUUCCUCCAGCUUCUGUCGCCGGGCGGUCUCGGGUAUGUCUGGUUCGAGUGCAUGAAGAAGUUUCUCCAGGCCCAGGGCAUAUACCGACCGGGGACGUACGCCCUCAUGAUCACAUCGCCUCUGAACGCCGUUCUCAACUACCUCUUCAUCUAUACCUUCGGAUUUGGCCUCUAUGGUGCUCCAAUUGCCACGGGUAUCUCAUACUGGCUGUCGUUCUUGCUCUUGGUAGCGUACACUGCCUUCAUCAAGGGCAAGGAGUGCUGGGGAGGUCUCGAUGUCCGACGCGCCCUCACCAACACUGGGCCCUUUGCCAAGCUUGCUCUUCUGGGAGUUGUCCACGUCGGCACCGAGUGGUGGGCCUUCGAGAUCGUCGCUCUUGCUGCCGGUCGUCUCGGUACAUUGCCGCUAGCUGCACAGUCGGUUGUCAUGACGGCCGACCAAAUCAUCAACACCAUACCCUUUGGGCUUGGCGUAGCUGAGUCUGCCAGACUCGGAAACCUGUUGGGUGCCAAGGACUCGGCUGGUGCGAGGCGGUCUGCUCACUGUGCGGCCGUGCUCUCCGUCAUCUUCGGAACGGUCAUCCUCACCAUUCUGCUCGCCACGAGGAACGUCAUCGGCGGUCUCUUCAACAGCGACAAGCGUGUCAUUGCCCUCGUAGCAGACAUCAUCCCUUACGUCGCCCUCUUCCAGAUCGCCGACGGACUCAACGGUAGCUGCGGCGGUGCCCUGAGAGGUAUGGGCCGCCAGUGGGUGGGCGCCUUGGUGAACUGUAUAAGCUAUUACGGAGGUGCACUUCCCGGAGGCAUCUACCUCGCCUUUCACGGAUGGGGUCUCGCCGGUCUGUGGAUGGGUCAGUGCGUGGCGCUCUUCCUCGUCGGAAUCUUGGAGUGGGUUAUCGUCGGUGUAAGCAACUGGGAGGGCGAGGUCACCAAGGCGGCGGAGAGGUUGGAUGACGAGGCCGAUGGCGAGCAGACUCCUGCUCUCCUGGGACUACAAGAAUAA
Geosmithia morbida is the source of this 1473-nucleotide messenger RNA. RefSeq names its product multidrug resistance protein, MATE family. Gene Ontology annotation, cellular component: membrane. Bases 1 to 1473 code for a protein of 490 amino acids. The record is from RefSeq and is a predicted model, not a curated record. The transcript has a single exon. NCBI's taxonomy places the organism in Eukaryota, Fungi, Ascomycota, Sordariomycetes, Hypocreales, Bionectriaceae. Gene Ontology annotation, biological process: xenobiotic detoxification by transmembrane export across the plasma membrane. Gene Ontology annotation, molecular function: xenobiotic transmembrane transporter activity; antiporter activity.